GAAAUCAUUCUUGGUGAAUAAUGCUGGACCACGCUGAAAAUUUGUAGCUGAGAGCUGGACCCUCGUCAUCACCACGCACACUGUCACUGAGACAGGGUAACCCAUGGUUACUGAGCUUUGAUCAGUUGAGGGGCAGACAGCCUCCCCUCCCCACUGCACUAUAAAGAGACCUAGCCAAGGGACCCUACAAGCUUCUAGCUCUCAGCCUGGAGGAAGGUGUGGGAAAGAAACCCCCAGACAUCAGGAGCAGAGACACCAGCUGCAGAGACAAGACCAGCAUGUCGUCUACCUUUAAACUUCAGCGUCACUUCAUUCUGAUCUUCUUGACAGCUCUAAGAGGGGAGAGUCGGUACCUAGAGCUGCCGGACGCGGCGGACCACGAUCCUUUCCCGCUCUUCAGCGCCAAUCUGAAGCGGGAGCUGGAGGGGGAGCAGUUGUACCGCCGAGCUCUGCGAUGCCUGGACAUGCUGAGCCUCCAGGGCCAGUUCACCUUCACCGCCAAUCGGCCGCAGCUGCACUGCGCCGCCUUCUUCAUCAGCGAGCCGGAGGAGUUCAUUACCAUCCACUACGACCUGGUGUCCAUUGACUGUCAGGGCGGGGACUUCCUAAAGGUAUUUGAUGGUUGGAUUCUCAAGGGGGAGAAGUUCCCCAGUUCCCAGGAUCAUCCUCUCCGCACACCUGAGCGGUAUGUAGAUUUCUGUGAGAGUGGUCUUACCCGAAGGAGCAUCAGAUCCUCCCAGAAUGUGGCCAUGAUCUUCUUCCGAGUCCAGGAACCAGGAAAUGGAUUCACAUUAACCAUAAAGACUGAUCCUAACCUCUUUCCCUGCAAUGUCAUCUCCCAGACCCCAAAUGGAAGGUUUAGCCUGGUAGUUCCACAUCAGCAUCGAAACUGCAGUUUCUCCAUAAUUUAUCCUGUGGUGAUAAAAAUAUCUGAUCUCACUCUGGGACAUUUAAAUGGUUUUCACUUAAAGAAACCCUCAGCAGGCUGUGGGGGAGUAGGAGACUUUGUGGAGCUUCUGGGAGGAACUGGACUGGACUCUUCCAAGAUGAUGCCUUUAGCUGAUCUCUGCUACCCCUUUCAUGGCCCUGCCCAAAUGAAAAUUGGCUGUGACAACACUGUGGUGCGUAUGGUCUCCAGUGGAAAACACAUAAAUCGCGUGACUUUUGAAUAUCGUCAGCUGGAACCAUAUGAACUGGAAAACCCAAGUGGGAACAGUAUCAGGGAAUUCUGUUUGUCCCGUGUUUGAACAAUCAACCCUAUGAUUUACAUGCUGCUAGUUAAUGAGUUUUAAAUGGCAAUUGCAUAUGAUUUUGAUGACUUUUUACAAGCUCAUACUGGUCAAUAUUCCUAGCCUUGUGCACAUAACACAUACACGUGACUGCAUUACUUUUUGUACCAAGCUUCUAUUUCAUUUGUAGCAUGGCAGAAAAUAAGCGUCCAUUUGAUAGAAAACAGUAUUGAAUGGAAAUAUUUGCAAUUCCUUGGUGUGCUACAAGCCUGGACUAGUAAGACAAGCACAAAGCAGUGCCCAAUAUAAAUAUUGUAUCUCAAGGGAAAAUACUACAAGAAAGAAAAAUGGUGGCACUCAUGCAUUUUAUAACCAAAAAACAUCAGUCUUGUGUAUAUUAAAGUAGUGACAUCUGUUUGUUUUUUAUUUAUUGUUCUAGUAAUAGUUGUUUAUAUUAUUUAUUGAUUUCUAACAAUUUAUUUUUAACAAAACUUUGUAGCAUGGAAAAAAUUUCCAUCCACAAAUAUAAACAUAAAUAAAUAUACUCAGAAUGUUGACAUCUUGA
Molecule: messenger RNA, 1794 nt
Organism: Orycteropus afer afer
Lineage: Eukaryota; Metazoa; Chordata; Mammalia; Tubulidentata; Orycteropodidae
Gene: CRHBP
Product: corticotropin releasing hormone binding protein
Biological process (GO): negative regulation of corticotropin secretion; hormone-mediated signaling pathway; negative regulation of corticotropin-releasing hormone receptor activity
Molecular function (GO): corticotropin-releasing hormone binding
Source: RefSeq, a predicted model, not a curated record